Coffea arabica (coffee) is the source of this 2137-nucleotide messenger RNA. Its product is annotated as protein PMR5. The record is from RefSeq and is a predicted model, not a curated record. Gene Ontology annotation, molecular function: O-acetyltransferase activity. NCBI's taxonomy places the organism in Eukaryota, Viridiplantae, Streptophyta, Magnoliopsida, Gentianales, Rubiaceae. Gene Ontology annotation, cellular component: Golgi apparatus.
UGGAAAACAACACCAGUAAAAAGUACCCCCAACUCCCUCCAAAAACUUCCCUCCUUAUUCUCUCCCACUGUUUCUUGAUUUCUUCUUUAGUAAGCAGUACUUACAAAGACUUCCUAUCUUUCUAGCUAAAGCUUUAUGCCAUGGCUCUUCUGUACUCAAAAUCUGCUUCAUUUUUGGCUUGUAUCUUCUGCUUCACUACAAUUCUAUGCCUAAACCUGCUGCAAUUUGACAGUGCCUCGGCAGUCUUGUUAGUGGGUUUGAGGAAUCAGCACAGUCACCCUCACCAUAGAAGGCCAAUGCUCCAAGCCAACCAGAGGUCAUGCUCCUUGUUUGUGGGCUCCUGGGUUCGUGAUGAUACUUAUCCUUUUUAUCCAUCUUCUUGUCCCAUCAUCGACCCUGAAUUCAACUGUCAAGCGUAUGGCCGACCCGACUCUGAUUAUCUCAAAUUUCGUUGGAAACCAGCCAACUGUGAUCCUCCCAGGUUCAACGGGCUGGAAUUUCUGAUAAAAAUGAAAGGGAAGACUGUCAUGUUUGUGGGCGAUUCACUGGGACGCAACCAAUGGCAAUCUCUAAUUUGCAUGAUUUCAGCUGGGGUCCCAAGUUCCCCAACGCAGUAUCAGAGGGGUGACCCUCUGUCAACCUUCAAAUUCUCGGAAUAUGGUGUGUCCGUGUCGUUUUACAGAGCACCAUAUUUGGUGGACAUAGACACGGUGCAAGGCAAGAGAGUGCUGAGAUUGGAUGACAUAAGAGGAAAUGGUAAUGCGUGGAGGGGAGUGGAUGUGCUGUCAUUUAACACAGGUCACUGGUGGUCUCACAGAGGAGCUCUUCAAGGGUGGGACUAUAUGGAGUCAGGUGGAAGCUUGUAUCGAGACAUGGAUCGCUUGGAUGCAUUGGAGCAAGGUCUGAGAACGUGGGCCAGAUGGGUUGAUGCAAAUAUUGAUGCUAGUAGAACCAGGGUCUUCUUUCAGAGUAUCUCGCCUACGCAUUACAACCCCAGUGAGUGGAGCACAGGUUCAGCAACAGCAGCCAAGAGUUGUUAUGGUGAAACAUCCCCAAUGACAGGGACAACCUAUCCAGGAACCUACCCGGAUCAAAUGACUGUUAUAAAGACAGUGAUGAGCGACAUGAACUACCCUCCAUUUUUGCUUGAUAUUACUUUGCUCUCAGCAAUGAGGAAAGACGCUCACCCUUCCAUUUACAGUGGUGAUCUCACCCCUGAGGAGAAAGCCAAUCCUGACCAUUCUGCUGAUUGUAGCCAUUGGUGCCUGCCUGGCUUGCCUGAUACUUGGAAUCAACUAUUCUACACUGCCAUGUUCUUCUGAACUCAUUUUAGGCCUUUCUGUUCACCCUUUCCGUUCGGAUUUCAUUUUUUUGUCUUUUUCAGUUGUCCUUUCUCUGUAGGUGUUGAUGCAAUAUUAUACCCCAGGAAAGCUGAGGCUAAGAAAUCUCCUCUCCUCCUUGCAACAUACAGUGCAUUUAAUUAGGUGGUUGGACUGAAAGGAUAUGAACAUAUAUUUAAUGAUUCUGUAUAUUUAAAAACAAGUCUUACCUCUGCAGCAGAACGAAUGUAGAAAAGUGUGUUGAAUUUCAUAUGACUGGCAUGGUAGCCCAAUAUGAAUCUGGAUUAUCCUGGAUGCCGACUUCUUAGUGAUCAUUGCCUGCAUAAAGGAGGCAUUCAUCAUCGAGGAGCCCAUCAUCAACACCAAUCCAUCAACGUUUUAGCUUCGUGUGUGAUUGUACUCUUCACGUGGUUGAGCUGCUUUUAUAGAGGAUAUGGUGGAUGUUACCCAUCCUUGCAACAUUACUAUGUACCAUGAUGGCUUCGGCCUCCAUUUGGAAUAAAGAAAAGGCAGCAGUCCCUCAGGAUGGAUGAAAUGAUUGAAAGAGAGUUGCAAAGGUGAAUGAAACACCAAGAAACAUGAAUAUGACAUGCUCCUCCCAUUCGCUCCAAGAAUACUCUAUUUGCUUUUCCUUUUUGUUACAUGUACCUCUUCAUGGCUUUUCUGCACUGCCGUUUACUUUUCAGUUAAUUUGAAUGUGCACAGAGGAAGAAGCAAGAUUAGAUGCAGUUGAUAAAUCCAGCGCCGAAAGCCUCAUGAAAGUCAUUCCACAUUCUUUAAAUUCUUUCUACUCUGGC